AUGCGACUUUCAAAGAAGUCAUCUCCGCGAGCUCGACUGACUUCGCCAGCCAUAGAACUGGACAUUGAGCGCGCCAGAGCACAUGCAUCGAACCAAAGUCCUGAAGUAAGCCCGAAGGACACCGCCGACAGCACGCGACACUCGCUCGGCAUGCUGACCGCCCCAAACUCGAUGAUGGACCUAAGCGAAUCGCCGAGCGGCGGAUCCCGCAAAAGGAGGCAGCAUCGACGCAGCGACUCGCAAGUAUGGCGCCCAAGAGAUGCGUCGUCGAGACAAAGACCUUCGUGGGCGUCGAUCGGCCAUCAUGCUAUAGUACCGUGGCGGUCAUCGUUUACAUUAGAAGAGACGAGGAGCACUAUCCGGGUGGUGGAGGGCUCAGAAGGAUCAGAGUACGAUGUUGAGAAAGACAGCAUUUGGAGUCCGUUGGAGGGCGAAACCCAGCCAUUGCUGCAAGAGUAUGGGCCAGGAAAAGGUGGCUAUGGCGACGAGACGGGAUGCCCUGCGGACUGGUUAGGAGCACCAAGGCCGAGAUUGAAUCAUCCUGCAAUGCCUUCUCGCUGUUCCCCCUCACCGCCAACCUCUGGAACAUGCCAAGAAAGCCUUGCAGACUCACCUCCUGCACAGCUCAAGAAGCAGGUAGCGACUCCAAGGGUGACGGAAAAGAAGAGCGCGUUCGUGGAACAUCUGGAUGAGAAUCGCGAAGUGCUGAAGAAGCUGGGGAUCCCGUAUGAGGACGGAAAGCGUCGCAAAGUCUCGGACUGGUUCAACAGUCUGAAGAAGAUCUCAAGCAAGUAG
Zasmidium cellare ATCC 36951 is the source of this 795-nucleotide messenger RNA. RefSeq lists its product as uncharacterized. The transcript has a single exon. Lineage: Eukaryota; Fungi; Ascomycota; Dothideomycetes; Mycosphaerellales; Mycosphaerellaceae. The record is from RefSeq and is a predicted model, not a curated record. The coding region runs from base 1 to 795 and encodes 264 amino acids.